AUGCUGGGCGCGCGUCUCAUAUACAACGCUGCCAGGCGAGCAGGUCCACCAUGCUCUCAGACGUUGGUCCGUCCUUUCAGUCUGGCUCCUCAGAUGCACUCAUUUAAGCUUGUAAAUUUCAGAGAGGAGCAAACUGACCUGAAGUCUAUCACCGACCAAUCCGCUCAAACUUUGCUGUGGACGGAGCUUUUCAGAGGCUUGGGAAUGACCCUAAGUUACUUGUUCCGGGAGCCCGCCACUAUAAACUACCCAUUUGAGAAAGGUCCGUUGAGCCCACGGUUCCGUGGGGAGCAUGCACUUCGCAGGUAUCCAUCAGGAGAGGAGCGCUGUAUCGCCUGCAAACUUUGUGAAGCCAUUUGCCCUGCCCAGGCCAUCACGAUUGAGGCAGAGCCUCGUGCAGAUGGGAGCCGCAGGACCACGAGAUAUGACAUUGACAUGACUAAGUGUAUCUAUUGCGGGUUUUGCCAGGAAGCCUGUCCCGUGGAUGCCAUUGUGGAGGGUCCCAACUUUGAGUUCAGCACAGAGACACACGAGGAACUCCUGUACAACAAAGAGAAGCUCCUAAAUAAUGGUGACAAGUGGGAAGCUGAGAUCGGCGCAAACAUCCAGGCCGACUUUCUCUACCGCUGA
Molecule: messenger RNA, 630 nt
Organism: Staurois parvus
Lineage: Eukaryota; Metazoa; Chordata; Amphibia; Anura; Ranidae
Source: the annotation of a GenBank genome assembly